GUCUACACCACAUUCAGUCCCAACAAAUCCGGCUGUGAACAGCUGCCUUUAGUACAAGAAUCACAAUGAAAAAGAAAAACAAGAUGGGAGAAAAUUCUGUAUACUUUUUGUUUAUAUGGCUGCUUUCCGUUCAUGCAGAAGUAACCUUUGGUAACACCAUCAUACAACCUACAAGAUUAUUAAAUAAUUAUGUUAACAGUAAUGCUGAUGAAAAUAAUUCUCUUCUGGAAAUUAGUCACAUCACUUCUGAUUCUAGACUGGCAGCCAACAGUAAUGACUUCUUACCUGAAACCUUUCAAGACAAAAAGAACUCUACAUACUUAUCAAGCCAACUGGACUCUCAAGGGUCUGCCAUUUUAGGUUCUAUAACACCAAACGAAAAUCUGUCACUGCCCAGUUUAACCAAUGAUAAAGAUAAUGUCAGCAGUGGUUUACUUAUAAAUCAAACUAAGGGUUUAAACCUUUCUACCGAAAAUCCUGAAAAUUUGCAUUUGACACCUCUUAACCUUUGGACAGCUCAUGAAAACAUAACCAAUGGCAACAAAAGUAAUCUCACUGAAAACCGCUCUGAUUAUGAAAAUGUUCAUGAUACCUAUAUUGGGGGAGUGAACGUGCAAAACUAUUCUGAAAACAAAAAGACAUCUGGUGCAAACAAGCUGCUUGCUUUGUUUCUUGGAAUGGCUGGGGUGCUGAUCUCUCUGCUCAUUCUAGUCUACUGUAUUUAUAGUCGGCAGCACAAGGAGGAAAUGUUUUCUCACCAAAGGCUUCAUGGAGAGGGAUUUGAAGACCCAGUGCUACACCUGGAUACUCCUGUGGAUCACUUUGACUUCUUCUCCUUUAGAGACACUGAUAUCACUCCUGUUCAGACACCAGAGCUAAAAUACCUACACAACACUGAAUACAAAGCUAAUAAAGACUCUAAAUUUAAAGCUCCAAAUGGCACAUCUUCCAAUGAGAACCUGAGACAGAUUAUCCUUUUGGGAUCCCUUAACAAUACAAUAGAGGGCAAAAACUUUACAUAGAGAGCAUAUUUUGAAAGAGAACUCUUUUUUUAUUAAUUAAUCAACUGUUAUUCUGAGAUGAGGCAAGAUGACAACCUACUGAGUUUUGUUGAAGCCUAGUUGUGUCUAUGUGUAUAGAAGUCUAUUUGUAGAUGAGACUAUGGGGCAUAUGUAUGAAGCUCCGAAUGGAGCUUGAUGCCCCUGCAGGCUCGCCAGAAACAGCAGUUAUGAAGCAGCGGUCACAAAGACCGCUGCUCCAUAACCUGUCCGCCUGCUCUGAGUAGGCGGACAGACAUUGCUGGAAAUCAACCCGAUCGAGUACGAUCAGGUUGAUUGACACCCCCCUGCUGGCAGCCCAUUGGCCGCGAGUCUGCACGGGGCGGCAUUGCACCAGCAGCUCUUGUGAGCUGUUGGUGCAAUGCUGAAUACGGCAAGCGUAUUGCUCGCCGUAUUCAGCGAGGUCUGUCAGACCUGAUCCGCACUGUCGGAUCAGGUCCGACAGACCUUGAUAACUAGAGGCCUAUGUGAUUAAAUGUUUGCAGAUAGAUGCAUUUGUAACCAAAAAAAGGUAUAUAGUAAUUAAAUAUGCUGUAAAAGCCCUCUGUGGUAGUAUUAAGUUCAUUAAUAGAGUAAUAAGCAUGGCUUUUCUGUAUAUAGACAUAUUUGACUAAUCAAUCAAACAUAUUACAACAAGAUAAACUUAUACAAAAUGUAAACCCAGCGCUGCACUAAAUGUGUAAUUUUUUUAUUUGACAUUUUCAGCGAGCAGUUAUUAAAAUGGCCAGCUUGAAAAUACAAACUACAUUUAAUCCA
Molecule: messenger RNA, 1814 nt
Organism: Bombina bombina (fire-bellied toad)
Lineage: Eukaryota; Metazoa; Chordata; Amphibia; Anura; Bombinatoridae
Gene: GFY
Product: golgi associated olfactory signaling regulator
Exons: 4
Coding region: 66-1022 (318 amino acids)
Source: RefSeq, a predicted model, not a curated record